AAAGCACCAUGAAACUUGAGAAACAAUUUUCUCUGAUCUUCAUCCUUGCGCUCUUCCUCUUCAACAGCUCAAUAACCCUGGUCUCUUCAGAAGAUGAAGAUGAGAAUGAGAAGGUCGAGUUUAACUACGAGGAGGGAGGGGAUAUUGGGCCGGAGAAAUGGGGGGAGAUCAAGGAGGAGUGGGCUCUGUGCGGCGAAGGAAAGAUGCAGUCGCCGGUCAACGUCGUCCACGACCACGUGAACGUGACCGCGCUUCCCGAGUCAGGGGCUCUCAGCCGAUCGUACCACCCGGCGCCGGCCCUUUUGAAGAAUCGCGGGCAUGACAUCAUGCUCAAGUGGGAAGAUGAGGCAGGAUCUCUAUGGAUCAACGAGACCCAGUACAUUCUUAAGCAGCUUCACUGGCAUUCACCUUCUGAGCAUGAAGUCAAUGGCCGAAGGUACCCUCUAGAGAUGCAUAUGGUUCAUGAGAGUGAUGAUAAGAAGGCAGCCGUUGUGAGCUCCCUCUACACAAUUGGAAGGCAAGAUCCAUUCCUUGCCAGGGUGGAGGAUUACAUCGCGAAGGUUGGUGAGGCGACGGGUAAGGAAGAGAAGGUGGGGAUAAUGGAUCCGAGGGAGACGAAGAGAGGGAGCGGGAAGUACUACAGAUACGUGGGCUCUCUCACCGUGCCUCCUUGCACUGAAGGUGUCGUCUGGACCAUUGAAGAGAAGGUGAGGACUGUGGCAAGGAAGCAGGUGGAGCUAUUGAGAGAAGCUGUGCAUGAUGACUUUAAAAUGAAUGCAAGGCCCGUUCAGAUGCUAAAUGAUAGGAUUGUUUCCAUGUUUCGUCCUGUUGACGUUCAAAAUUAGAGUUGGACUAUACGUACAUGGUGCAAUCUUGGGAAGCAUACAUGAUGUAUAAUUAUGUUGGAUGGAGUUUCUUUUAAAAUGUUUUCUUUUCCCUGUAUUUAUGCUUUAUUUUAGUCUUGUAAGGCAUAAAUAAAAUCUCAGUACUUGUUGUCUAUUAUAUUUGCAAGCCCCCAGUUACGUUGUAA
This is a messenger RNA of Asparagus officinalis (garden asparagus), 1030 nucleotides long. Its product is annotated as alpha carbonic anhydrase 7-like. Gene Ontology annotation, molecular function: carbonate dehydratase activity; zinc ion binding. Lineage: Eukaryota; Viridiplantae; Streptophyta; Magnoliopsida; Asparagales; Asparagaceae. The record is from RefSeq and is a predicted model, not a curated record.